AUGGUCAAAUUUGAUAGUGGUUCUGAGUCCGAGAUGACGAACGGGGACGACCUUCACAUCAACAGCAAGCAUGAGGUCAAAUCCAGAAUGGCCAACGGCAACGGGGUGCACAAUGUUCCCGACCAUGACCAAUUCCAAGAUCGUGCCGAGAUGGAGGUUCUCAUCCUUCCCGACCUCUUCAGCUCACUCAUGUCGGUUCCAGCCCGUGAGAACCCCCAUUAUGCCAGCGUCAAAGCCGAUGCCGACGAGUGGAUCUCCUCCGUGAUCAACGCCGAUGCCAAGUGGGCCAGCAGAAACAAACGGGUUGACUUUACCUAUCUUGCAAGUAUUUGGGCUCCUGACUGCAGCGCAUUCGCCCUACGUACGUCAGCCGAUUGGAACUCAUGGGCCUUCCUCUUCGACGACCAGUUCGACGAAGGCCACUUGUCCAAUGACCUGGAUGGCGCCAUAAAUGAGAUUGCCAGGACACGUGAGAUCAUGGAGGGUACUGCCCCGCGGUAUACCGCAGACUCAGAACAUCCUAUUCGCUAUGUGUUUCAGACAUUGUGCGAUCGCGUCAAGCAAAGCCCUGAGGGUUUCUACGCGGGAAAGCCAUCGUCAGAGCGCUUCUACAGGCGCUGGAUGUGGGCACACGAACUCUACUGGGAGGGACUGGUCGCACAGGUUCGGACAAAUGUGGAGGGUCGAUCCUUCACACGUGGUCCAGAAGAGUACCUGGCCAUGCGUCGGGGAUCUCUGGGCGCCUAUCCUGCGCUUGUGAACAAUGAGUGGGCUUAUGGGAUUGAUCUGCCCGAGGAGGUAGCGGAUCAUCCUUUAGUGUUCGAGAUCAUGGUCAUCAUGAGCGACCAGAUCCUGUUAGUCAACGACAUUCUCUCCUACGAAAAGGAUCUUCGCCUUGGAGUUGACCACAAUAUGGUCCGCUUGCUUAAGGCCAAGGGCCUCUCAACGCAGCAGGCCAUAAAUGAAGUCGGAGUUAUGAUCAACAACUGUUACAGACGCUAUUAUAGAGCACUCUCAGAGCUCCCAUGCUUCGGGGAGGAGGCCGAUCGCGCGCUCCUUGGCUAUCUCGAGGUCGAGAAGAACCAUGCCCUCGGCAGUCUUCUCUGGAGCUAUAAGACAGGCAGGUAUUUCAAGAGUAAGGAGGAUGGUGCUCGGGUCAGGAAAACGAGGGAGUUGCUUAUACCAAAGAAGAUGGCAGCGUUGUAA
Messenger RNA from Fusarium proliferatum ET1, 1206 nucleotides. RefSeq lists its product as uncharacterized. The record is from RefSeq and is a predicted model, not a curated record. The transcript is spliced from 2 exons. Lineage: Eukaryota; Fungi; Ascomycota; Sordariomycetes; Hypocreales; Nectriaceae. Bases 1 to 1206 code for a protein of 401 amino acids.